AUGACGUGUGUCCUAGUGAGAAGCUGCUUCAGUGGAAAAGCUCCACUGAGGCAGACAGCCAUUGUCCAUGUGCUCAGGACGAAGUCUUUGGUUACUUUUGGGGAGGUGGCUGUGUAUUUCACGGAGGCAGAGUGGGCAUUGCUGGAUCAUUACCAAAGAGCUCUCUAUGAGGACGUCAUGCUGGAGAACUGCUGGAGCAUAGCUUCUCUGGCAGGGGAUGAGCAGUGGAAUGACAGGGAUGAGAAAGUGCAUCAAUUAUUGCCAGAUAAAGUGAAGAAUGAUGAUGAUCGGAAAGAAAGUGACAGAAAUCCAAACAGACCUAAGAGACAAAAGGGAAUGACUUUCUCAGGUAGAAGAAAGGAUAAUGUCCGACUUCCAAAGCACAGUUUAUUGAGUGCACAUAAAUGCAUUUGGUGCAGAGAGUUCUUCAGCUCUAAAUCAAAGCUCCUUGUUCACCAGAGAAUGCACACAAGGCAGAAAUCUUUUCAGUGUUCUGAUUGUGGAAAUAGAUUCAGGCAGAGAGGUCAUCUUCAGCAGUAUAAAAAAACUCACACAAAGGAGAGACACUUUGUAUGCUCAGAGUGUGGAAAGAGAUUCAGUCGGAGUAGCACUCUUCAAGAGCAUCAAAGAACUCACACAAAGGAGAGACCUUUGGAAUGCUCAGAGUGUGGAAAAAGAUUCAGUGACAGAAGCACCCUUCAAAGGCAUCAGAGAAUUCACACAGGGGAGAGACCUUUUGAGUGCUCAGAGUGUGGAAAGAGAUUCAGUCAAAGUAGCACACUUCAAAGGCAUGAAAGAACUCACACAGGGGAUAGACCUUUUGAAUGCUCGGAGUGUGGAAACAGAUUCAGUCAGAGUAGCACUCUUCAAGAGCAUCAAAGAACUCACACAAAGGAGAGACCUUUUGAAUGCUCAGAGUGUGGAAAGAGAUUCUGUCACAGUGGCAAUCUUCAAAGGCAUCAAAGAACUCACACAAAGGAGAGACCUUUUGAAUGCUUUGAGUGUGGAAAGAGAUUCAGUCGGAGUAGCACACUUCAAAGGCAUGAAAGACCUCACACAGGGGAUAGACCUUUUGAAUGCUUCGAGUGUGGAAAGAGAUUCAGUCUGAGUAGCACACUUCAAAGGCAUGAAAGAACUCACACAGGGGAUAGACCUUUUGAAUGUUCAGAGUGCGGAAAGAGAUUCAGUCACAACGGCAAUCUUCAAGAGCAUCAAAGAACUCACACAAAGGAGAGACCUUUUGAAUGCUCAGAGUGUGGAAAGAGAUUCAGUCACAGCGGCAAUCUUCGAAGGCAUCAAAGAACUCACACAAAGGAGAGACCUUUUGAAUGCUCAGAGUGUGGAAAGAGAUUCAGUCACAGCGGCAAUCUUCAACUGCAUAAAAGAACUCACACAAAUGAGAGACCUUUUGAAUGCUUCGAGUGUGGAAAGAGAUUCAGUCACAGUAGCAUACUUCAAAGGCAUGAAAGAACUCACACAGGGGAUAGAAAAACUCACACAGGGGAGAGACCUUUUGAAUGCUCAGAGUGUGGAAAGAGAUUCAGUCAGAGUAGCACUCUUCAAGAGCAUCAAAGAACUCACACAAAGGAGAGACCUUUUGAAUGCUCAGAGUGUGGAAAGAGAUUCAGUCACAGCAGCACUCUUCAAGAGCAUCAAAGAACUCACUCAAAUGAGAGACCUUUUGAAUGCUUCGAGUGUGGAAAGAGAUUCAGUCAGAGUAGCACUCUUCGAAGGCAUCAAAGAACUCACACAAAGGAGAGACCUUUUGAAUGCUCAGAGUGUGGAAAGAGAUUCAAUCAGACUGGCCAUCUUCAAAGGCAUCAAAAAACUCACACAGGGGAGAGACCUUUUGAAUGCUCAGAGUGUGGAAAGAGAUUCAGUCAGAGUAGCACUCUUCAAGAGCAUCAAAGAACUCACACAAAGGAGAGACCUUUUGAAUGCUCAGAGUGUGGAAAGAGAUUCAGUCACAGCGGCAAUCUUCAACUGCAUAAAAGAACUCACACAAAUGAGAGACCUUUUGAAUGCUUCGAGUGUGGAAAGAGAUUCAGUCAGAGUAGCACUCUUCGAAGGCAUGAAAGAACUCACACAGGGGAUAGACCUUUUGAAUGUUCAGAGUGUGGAAAGAGAUUCAGUCAGAGUAGCACUCUUCGAAGGCAUCAAAAAACUCACACAGGGGAGGGACCUUUUGAAUGCUCAGAGUGUGGAAAGAGGUUCAGUCUGAGUAGCAAUCUUCAAGUACAUCAAAGAACUCACACAAAGGAGAGACUUUUUGAAUGCUCAGAGUGUGGAAAGAGAUUCAGACAGAAUGGCCAUCUUCAAAGACAUCAAUGCACUCACACAAAGGAGAUACCUUUUGAAUACUCAGAAUGUGGAAAGAGAUUCAGUCAGCGUGGCUAAUUCUCUUGUUUUUUGUUUGUUUUUUUCUGUUUCUUUUCACUGAUUAUUAUAAGAGUUUGCAUUAUUUCUACGUAUCCAUAACUGGAAUGCUGUAUUUAGCUUCUGAUUCUAUUUCUGUCAUGUUUUACUUUUGAUCCUUGUUUAUUAUUAGCAAUUAUUUUCUUCAGUCAUCCAUCAAUGUUUUUAAAUUUAUUUUGACUACAUUAAUAGCCUUUGCACAUUCUACCCUAAUAAUAUCUCCAUUUUCAACAGUUUUAAGAGGUUAACUGGUUGGGCGGUAUAAUAAAUUAAUAAACAAUAAUAAUACUGUUGCAUUACUUUAUCUAUGUACUGUGUAGAUGUCUUAGAAUAAAUGAAAUCAAAAUA
Molecule: messenger RNA, 2763 nt
Organism: Sphaerodactylus townsendi
Lineage: Eukaryota; Metazoa; Chordata; Lepidosauria; Squamata; Sphaerodactylidae
Gene: ZNF197
Product: zinc finger protein 197
Exons: 6
Coding region: 1-2397 (798 amino acids)
Biological process (GO): regulation of DNA-templated transcription
Cellular component (GO): nucleus
Source: RefSeq, a predicted model, not a curated record